This is a messenger RNA of Aaosphaeria arxii CBS 175.79, 1716 nucleotides long. Its product is annotated as glycoside hydrolase family 5 protein. Lineage: Eukaryota; Fungi; Ascomycota; Dothideomycetes; Pleosporales. The coding region runs from base 1 to 1716 and encodes 571 amino acids. Gene Ontology annotation, cellular component: extracellular region; cell surface. The record is from RefSeq and is a predicted model, not a curated record. Gene Ontology annotation, biological process: glucan catabolic process. The transcript has 2 exons. Gene Ontology annotation, molecular function: beta-glucosidase activity.
AUGGUUUCUGACAGUUGGAAGGCAGCUUUCCUGGCUGCAUCUGCAACAUUGCUGCAAUCAGCUGUCGCGCAGAAUGUGACAUGCAAUGGGUCAUUCUCUCCCAUUUCAGCCUCCAACUUUGUCAGCAAGAUGAAUCCAGGAUGGAAUCUGGGCAACACACUCGACGCUGUCCAGAAAGAAGGCGACUGGAACAAUCCACCAGUCGUUGCUACGACCUUCGAUGACAUUAAGUCUGCGGGCUUCAAGGGAGUUCGUCUUCCGGUAACAUGGGCUUAUCAUUUCACGUCGGAAGCCCCUGACUACACUGUUGAUCCUGUCUGGCUACAGCGCGUGUCAGACGUUAUUGACAUGAUAACGUCGCGUGGAUUCUAUGCCAUCGUGAAUGUGCAUCAUGAUUCAUGGACAUGGAUGGACCUUACAAAGGAGACAGACUACGCUAAGAUAGAGGACAAAUUCUACAAGCUUUGGUAUCAGAUUGGUACGAAGCUGGCAUGCAAAGGGAGCCAGGUUGCAUUUGAGCCUAUCAACGAGAUACCCGGAACUACGGCUGAGCAUGGUGCUGAGGUCAACAAACUCAACAACAUUUUCUUGAAGGCUAUCAAUGACGCUGGAGGUUUCAAUCCGCAGCGAGUCGUGACACUUGUUGGGAGUGGGGAAGAUGGGCCAAAGACAAGCCAGUGGUUCGUGAAACCAGAUGCGAAGUUUAAGAACCCUUGGGCGAUUCAGUACCAUUACUACUCACCUUAUGACUUCAUCUUUAGCGCCUGGGGCAAGACCACAUGGGGCAGUGAUGCAGACAAAGCCUCUCUUGAGGCAGAUAUCGCUGCUGUACGAGGUAACUUCACGGACAUUCCUCUCAUCAUUGGAGAAUGGGCCGCUUCCCCUGUUGCUACCGAAACCGCAGCACGCUGGAGAUAUUUCGAUUUCUUCAUCCGCACAGCCGCGAAGUACAACACUGCCACUGUUCUGUGGGACAACGGUGCCGACUUCUUGAACCGCGCAACCCAUCAAUGGCGUGAUCAGGUUGCGCUUGAUAUUCUCAGAACUGCUGCCGCUGGGAAAACAAACAGCCUUCCCGAUAGCACGACAGACGGUUCCACUACCCAGAACAGCUCUGCUUAUGUUUACCACAAGCUGAACGAGACCGUCACUGAUGUUGAGCUUCCGUUCCAUUUCAACGGAAACUCCUUCUCCUCUGCGAAGCUGGCUGGCAAGAACUUGGCCAAAGGAAAAGACUACUCUGUUUCAGGAGAGAAAAUAACAUUCAAGAAGUCGUUCUUGUCCACGAUCCUGACAUCCAGCUCCCGAACAGGCUCACUCGCCAACGUCACACUGAACUUCUCCGCCGGCGCAUCUCUACAAGUCAACAUUCUCCAGUGGUCGGUUCCAACUCUCGGCGUUACAUCCUCAAAAGUCCCAGCCUCAUCAACAGAUUUGUUGAUUCCCAUCACUUGGGCAGGCCAGAACCGACCCGCAGCUGUCCGAGCAGUUAAAAAUGAUGGAACGUAUCUGUCUGAUGAUUGGACGCAGUAUUUGCCCGAUCUCCAAAAGGCCAGGAUAACGUACAAUGGUCAGUGGAACUGGGAUGGCCAGAAUGUGGUGCUCCCAGCUGCUGUUGUGGACUUGGUGAGACAGGGUGGAAAGGACACCACUUUUACGAUUGAGUUCUAUCCACGGGUACCAGGAAAUGUAGUUAAUUAUACGUUAACAGUGUAA